CCACAACACUUCGUCACCUCCGCCAUCAACCGUCAGGACGCUUCGCCGCAUAGAGAGAGGGUAAAAGAGAUGAGGUUGAUAGUGCACAACAUGUUGACUUGCAACAUCAAGGGAGUGGUUAACAAGUUCCCUCUGCGUAUCGAAGCAGAGAAGGUGGUGAUCAAGAAGGAGGUCGAUUUCAACACUGAUUUUCUCAGGCACAUGCUGGCCAAGAUCGAGUGGAAGGCUCUCGUGGACGGUGCGCGUUCCAUGGGAUAUACCGAGCUUCCUGAUCACGCACCGGAAGCAGAGGAAUCAUAUUCAUUCCUCAAGAAGUUUCACCACGCGUUGCUCGAGCUCCACCUCGAGGAAGGCUCGCUCGUCUGCCAAGAAACCGGUAGGAAGUUUCCAGUCGAGAAAGGAGUCCCAAACAUGCUUCUCCACGAGGACGAAGUUUGAAAGCAGCUCCGGGCCAGAGAAGCUUCCGUGUAUUCAUGGUCCCACUUAUCCUCAUUACUCAACUGGAAGCUGUUCGUUUUCUACAUUCACGAUCAGAUUCGUCUUUCCUCAAGCUCACAUACAAGAACAGUGAGGCCUUACCGG
Molecule: messenger RNA, 582 nt
Organism: Raphanus sativus (radish)
Lineage: Eukaryota; Viridiplantae; Streptophyta; Magnoliopsida; Brassicales; Brassicaceae
Product: multifunctional methyltransferase subunit TRM112 homolog B-like
Exons: 2
Coding region: 70-438 (122 amino acids)
Biological process (GO): peptidyl-glutamine methylation; tRNA methylation; rRNA (guanine-N7)-methylation
Molecular function (GO): protein heterodimerization activity
Source: RefSeq, a predicted model, not a curated record